Phytophthora nicotianae INRA-310 is the source of this 4947-nucleotide messenger RNA. RefSeq lists its product as hypothetical. The transcript is spliced from 8 exons. The coding region runs from base 56 to 2932 and encodes 958 amino acids. Gene Ontology annotation, cellular component: exocyst. The record is from RefSeq and is a predicted model, not a curated record. Lineage: Eukaryota; Oomycota; Peronosporomycetes; Peronosporales; Peronosporaceae. Gene Ontology annotation, biological process: intracellular protein localization; exocytosis; Golgi to plasma membrane transport.
AUUCAGUUGUUGAAGCGAAGCGUCGUCCGCACUCGAUAGCGCCAGAUACGACGCCAUGGUGAGCGGCCCCGAGGCGCUACGUAUCGCCAUCCGCGAUGGAAUAUUGGAAAGAAAGCGUCGUGCAGGCUACUGGACCAAGCGACAGUUUGUGUUGACACCCACACAUCUAAUGUACUUUGAAACAAUGGAAGCUAAAGAGCCGGUCAAUUCCUUUGCGACUAUGGAGAUCAUGGCUGUCCAGAAGAGCAUUAGUGACCCACAGCAGCGGAUGUUUACGCUUGUGUUGUUCAAAAAGAAGAAAGAAUACCGAGCCAGGAGCACAGAGGAUAGAGAUGCGUGGGUAGCAGCACUGGAGUCCGUAUCUGGGAUGAAGGGAACGGGGGUUGUUACUAUACCAGCAAAGAAGGACGAGGUUUUGACUCGAGAUGAGCCUCCAGUGGGCGAUGACAGGGAGAAAGAGAGCAGAGGAGAAAGAGAGAGCGGCAGCAAUAUCCAGGACGUCAAAGACGUGGAUCUACGAGCUCUAUGCGAGCAGAUGAAGAAAUCUUUCUCGUGGCAGAUUCAGAUCAGCAAGUCCUUCUCGUCGAAAGAUGUUGCCGAGUUUGUGAAAAAGACGCUCCCGCAUUUGUCGACUGCGCAGAUCCAGGAGGUUGGCCAAGGGUUUAUCGACUUGAAGCUGAUUAUCCCGUUGAAAUCGCACAUUUUCGAUGCCACGGACCCGGGGAGGUUUAAGUUUGUGGAGACUACAGCGCCGAAACAACCCAAAAACCACUUGAGUAUGGGCGGACCAUCAAUUGCGAACCUCAUGGGCAACCAGCAGUUUAAUGCAAGGAAAUAUGCGGAAGAUUUUCUGCGCAAACACUCGCAGCUGAAAAUCGACUCCCACUGCAAAAAACUCGUAGCUCAGAAGGAAAACACGAUUGAAGAUCUGAAAGAAGAAAUUAGUGCGAACUACACGUCAUUUAUUCGCGCGGCGGACGAGAUCAAAACUAUGGAGAAUAGUGUGUCGCAGUUGAAGGCGUUGGUGUUGGAAUGUAGACGAACGAUGCACACAUUGAAAGGUGUUGCAUUGGAGCCCCCACCCGAAAAAGUUACGCAACUGGACUUCAAAGCGGUUGACAAGAAAGCAGAAGAACGAAAGCAGAGCAUGGCGCUGGACGAGUUCAUUCGCGAUCUUGAGGUGUACCUUUACGAGAGAAACUACGAGCAGUUCACUCAACAUAUUCUCGAGUACAAGCGGAAAGAGACGCAAGGAAUUGAGUCAGCUACUGAAGCUCAACAAGCAAAAAUUGACGAGCUCCGACAUUUGCUUGUUGAAAAGCUUGUCGACGAAUUUAAUGCUUCAUUGCAGACAUCCGAGCGCAUGCACAAGAAGGAGAACCACCUUGAGUUCUUGAUCCAGCUAGGAGAGACUCAACUGGCAACAGAAAUGUGCUUACAGAAUUAUUCGGUUCGCAUUGCGCUCCAACUACGACAUGUACCAUCUUACGGGAAUGCUCUAAACUACGUUAUCAAUUUUUCCCGGACAUUUUUCACCUCGCUUCUGGUGUGUUACGAGGACUUCGAGCACAGUUUUCGUGGUCAAAAGAGCUCCCACUUCAUAUCCUUGACUGUGUGGAUAUCUUCCCAACUUGAACAUUUUGCGAGUGAAGUCACCUACCACAUUUUUCCGGACGAUCCAAGUGCUUCUUCAUCGCGAAGCUCGUCUACCGUAUCAGGUCCUUCCUUGCCAGCAAGCUGUGUGGCGAUCGACGUCUCGGAGUUCAAGAGUGUUGCAAAAUACGUAUCGAGUGCACUCCGAUACGUAUUUUAUGGAUCUCGGCAACUGGAAUUGGCAGGAUUACCCACCGCUCACUAUUUGGCACCACACUUAGCUCGAGGGUUAGUGUCAUUUUUCACGAGCUACUGCGUCGCGAUUAAGAAUACUGUAAGGGAGGAGAUUAAGCGGGAGCGGUGGGAAAUGACGUCGCGGAUGAUUCGCGAUCCAGAGAACAAAGCGGAGCGUGAAAUUGUCCUGACACAGAGUGCGCGGUCGUUUUACACGCUCGUGCAACAGUUUCUGCGAGAUGUACAGCGCGUGAUGAAUCCGUCUUGCGCCACAUCAAACCUUGCGGAGGUUCAUGGGGUUGUUGUGUGGGAGGCCGAUGAGCUGCUUGUCCACUACAGUUUUGAAGAGCUUCAAUAUUUAGAAUCAUCGAAGCUAUCGUCUUCGUUGCGACCAAAGCACAUUGUCGGCAUUCUCACAAACGCCGCAUAUAUUCAAGAUGAUUGUGCGGCGCGGUCAACAAAUAUCCUUCAGGAGUAUUUGCCUAAGGUUGCGCUACAGAAUAGAGAGGUGGAAGCGAAGAACUCAAAUUUAUGGGAGAAACUCGCUGCGAUAGGAGUGAAGCGCUGUGCUCAGUCACUGAUGAAGAUGUCAUUUAGUUGGCAGGAUAUGGAGCUAGCGGACGAGACGCUCCCUGAUGUUUCCAGCUCACCGGAUUCUUCCACAACAAGCUCAUUGUUUGCUGGUGUGGUAGCCAAGGAACUUGCAGACAUCAUGACGAACAACCAGCUCAACAAGGCAGUACGGAAUGGUAGCCUUGCGUCCGAUGGCAAGGACGUCGGGAAGCAAGUAUCAUUUGCUGGUAUGGUGCUCGAUGCGCUGUUUCGUGAAAUGCUGGAAGAUGAGCCAUGGUGGCAAAACUUCAACGGCAAAGGUGGAGCAGGACGCAAACGACUGGGGUAUGGCGGUGUGAACAGAUUCUUGACUGAGAUUUAUGCUCUUCGAGACUUGAUCCCAACGAGUAAAGGAGUGGAAUUGACGAGCAAGAUUGAUACGAAGAUGAUGGAGAUUUAUCAGCAGCUAUACCCUGGAAGGAAAGAUGUCCGUGCUCCUGCCGAAUGGACUCAAACCUACGCCAAACGAUGCAUCGCAGCAGCUUCACGAUAAAUAACGAAUUAAUAGGUAUGAUCAAUUGGAAGAUGCGAGGGUUCGUUCAUUAGAUUUACCAGAGCUAAUUGAGCUUAUAUGACUGUUGUAUUUGUAGAAAUACAGCUACGCCGUAGCCUCAUUGCCGGUAAAAUAAGAGACCAGCGAGUUAACUUCCACGAAGGGGUUCUGAGGGUUCUUGGCCUGUAUAGCCUUGAUGGCCGUGUCCACUUCUUCCUCGGUGAAGAGUUCAGUCUCUCUCUUUAGCACGCGAGAGAUGUAACGAGCACUAACGGUUCCUGGUUCCUCUUCGUGGUCUUCCACCAGGUUCAGGAUCAUGUUGCGCUGGAAUUCCGGUCUGGUGGAUGGGAUCUUUCCAUCUCGGAAGUUGUGCAGAUUGAAGACGCCCAUGUGCUUGGCGAUGUAGCCGUGGUAGUCGACCUCCAGCUCCUUCAAGAUACCCGAACGGAUGUCGUACACCAUGCCGUGAAUACGAGGAGCUCCAUAAAGACCCAUGCGACGCUGCACCAUGUUGAUCUUGAAGAUGUUGAGGCACUGCUCUUGAAUGUUCAGCUCGACCAGGCGACGCUCACGCUCCUCGUCGGUCUUGUACCGACUCAGUUCAUCCUUGUGCGUGCGACACACGUCUCGAAUGUUACGCAGCCAGUUGUCCAGUAGUCCGAUCUGCGCGUUUUUCAAGGCGGCCGUCACUCCACCGCAGCCGUAGUGGCCACACACGAUAAUGUCUUUGACUUUGAGCUUCUCGACGGAGAACUGCACCACCGACAGCGAGUUGAUGUCGUUGCUCACUACAAGGUUUGCGACGUUGCGGUGCACAAACAUCUCGCCGGGGUUGAGGCCGGUGAUCUCCUCGGCUGGCACACGCGAGUCCGAGCAUCCGAUCCAAAGGUAUCGAGGAGCCUGGGCCUUCGCCGUGCGCUCAAAGAACUCGGGGUCUUUCUGAAGCACCUGAUCGCGCCAUUUGCGGUUGUUCGCGAACAAACGUUGCAGCGAAUUCGGGUCGUGAUCGAUGCAGCUACUGCUGUGAUCAUGUUUCAGAGCUCCACGGGCGUCUCCCAUUGUAAUCGUAGUUUCGGUUGAGAUGGUUCUCUGCAGUAGGAAGAAGUUGGAAUGAGCUCAACGCGGUUGCAACAUGAACGGCCCCUCGCACCAACGACUGGUACGUUGACAAUUGCACUAUCUCAUCCGUUUUUAACGGAUCCCUUGCCAACGAUACCUCGAGGUUUCACUUCGCAAUUCGCCGAUUGGUUAUUGUGGGUUAUGAGUUCACCUCAGCUCCUCUUCGGUGGAUCUCUCUUCUCUGAUGCAAAGCACUGGGUCGAGAAUGGGAGAUGAGGUGCUCUCAUACGCUGACUACGGACGCGACGUCGUGCUCAAUGGAAACUAACAACAACGUCGCAGCCUGUGUUCGUGGUGAACCACAUAGGUGAUCAAGAAGAACACCAAAGACGCGAUGGACUUGAUUACCCCUUGCGUGAACACAAAGAGCUACCUGGAAGAUCCCCUUUAAAAGGGACUACGGCCUGGCGUUCAGGAACGUAAGAUGACGACGAACUGAGGCAGGAAAGCGGAAGACGAACGACAGUUGAAAAGAACGAAGAGCAGCAAUGCAACGAAGUACGAGGAACAACCGAAGGAAAAAUUGUAGCAAGACAGACAAGGAAUGAUGCCUGACAGAGCAUCUACCGUUGCCAGCACAGCAAAACACGAGCCAACUUUGGGGUAAACAGCUUGGAGAGAAUCGAGGAUACUUUGUCCUGGAUGGAAAAUUAACUUAGGACAACCGGAGGGGAAAUGCAGCAAGGCAGACAAGGAGUGAUGCGAGACAGAGCAUUUACCGUCGCUAGCAUAGCAGAAGCACGAACCAAAUACGGGAUAAUCAGCUUGGAGAUAACCAAGAAGACUUCGUCCUUUAGGACCAAAAAAAGAGGAAAUAAAAACAACAACAAAAAAAAUAAAAACGAGAAGCGAUGUUCAUGCAUUUGAAACACCACUCCGUACUAUUGAUUUCGGGU